CUGGGACGCAGAGUGUGACAGGAAGCACCUGUGACGUGACACGCGAUCUGAGGGAGCACAUCUGAGGGCCCAGACCAGACGGGGGGGUAUGGACGCGACGAGCCCGCGCGCCCAGAGGCCCAUCUCUCUUUCUCUCUAUCCACCAUGUCUGCCUCUGCCUCUGCCUGGACAGCCGACGCCAACGAGGCCCUCUCCCUCUCUCUGGUGCGCGCGCCAGAAGACAAGGCCUCCCUCUGGUCAAGAGAAGUAUACGAAGGCUUCCACCCAACAUUCACAUAUCCAAUAUUCGGCGAGGAGGAGAAGGUAUACGGCUACAAGGACCUGGCCAUCGAGCUCAAAUUCGCGUCGGGCUCGCUCGCGCAAUACCUCAAUGUCCAAUAUUCAGAACGACUACCUGCCUCAUCCGCUGUAGACGAAAUAGAAGACACAUUAGCCAAGUUCAUCCCAGAAGGAUACUACACCGACGAGAAACGAUUCCUCGAACGCGUCGAACAUGAUGCCGCCAACUUCAAGCCUUUUGGCGAGAAGAUAUAUUCAUAUUCACGAACUGCCAUGCCCGUCUCGAAGGGCAAGAAUGUUGCCAUCCCUCAAGUACUCUCGCCGGAAGACCAAGAGACCGUAGACUACGAGGUUUACCAUAGCACUUGGAAGACACCGGGUUUCCGUGAAUUUCAUCGGCGAAUGCAGCUCUUUGUCCUCCUAUAUAUCGAGGGCGGCUCAUACAUCAGCGAAGACGAAGAGACCUGGGAGUUUGUCGUCCUCUACGAGAAGCGGCGGAGACGGUCCUCCCCCGACGUCGCAACCUACCACUUCGUCGGUUACUCCACCCUCUUCCCAUUCUACUGCUUCCCCGAGCGCGUCCGCCUGCGCAUCUCGCAAUUCCUCAUCCUACCUCCCUAUCAACAGGAUGGGCACGGCUCCGCGCUCUACACCGCCAUUUACCAGCACGUCCUUGCGCAGCCGCGCAUCGCGGAGCUCACCGUUGAGGACCCAGCAGAGGCAUUCGAGGACCUGCGCGACAGGAACGACCUUAAGAUGCUACUCGCAAACGAGAAGUUCAUGCGCGAGGGCUUCGGGCCCGAGGCCGUAUCAAGCAAUGGGGGCAAGGUCGGUGGCGUUGGUAACGGGAGGACGCGGAGGGGCGUGAAGCAUCGCACAAUGCGCGCAGGCGCAGGCAAAAUGGGUCCGCCUGCCGAGCGGACGUGGCUCGAGAAGUGGCGGACAGAGCUCAAGAUUGCAGGGCGGCAGUUCCACCGGCUCAUAGAGAUGCUCAUCCUGAAGCAUAUGGACCCUGCGGACGAACGUGGUAAUCGCGCGUACCGCCUGCAGGUCAAGGAACGGCUAUACCGCUUCAAUUUCGAGAUCCUCAUGCAACUCGACAAGCAGGAACGCCAGCAGAAACUCGAGGAGACGUUCCAGAGCGUUGUUGCCGAUUACAAACGCAUCCUAGGACACGUGCACUAGAACAUCACUCAUCCUGUUGCACGGACCCGUGACAGGUCUCGGGUCAUGGUUCUGCACUUCGGCCGUCCGGACAAUUCCACCCCUGGAUCCUGGACUAGCAACCUCCUGGGCUGGGUACAGCCUGGACUUCGUUCGGGACUUCGGGACGUCGGGGUCUGGGCACGACUGGGGAAUGGAGAUCUCGGUCUCUUGAUGUGCUCACCUUAGUGACGCUUACUACCACGCUGUGCUCAUGUUCGGAUUCGUGCGUUUGGACGACCUACUUCUCUCGGCAUCUAUACACCCUUGUACAAUAUAAGUACUCGAUACGGACGGUUACGCAGUCACGACUUGCCACAAGCUGCACGACGGACGAUUCCACGACGCCCGCGCCCCGUCACCCGUCAAGUGUAGCCGCGUCUAUGACGGCGCUGCGCUGGGUGUCUCGACCUUUGGCGCGGCCGACCGAGGGCGUACCAGAAUUCGCGGCGUGGCGGGGAAUGUGGUCAAGUCUUCGCCACUGUGCAAAUCGCCGAACGGUUCAACCGUACGUAGCCAUAAUCUGAUCGCUGUUGUUGUUGGGACUAGCUUCUAUCUGGCAUAUUGUCUGUUUGUCCUUGUCUCUGUCAUGCGUGUGUUCACCUCCUCCUGUCCCAAGUCCUCUUACGUGUAUAUGCCAUGUCGUGUCACACAAGCUCCAUCUACCUCCCACUCCGUUAUACAGUCUGGUGGAUCUCUGUGGCGGCCUGUCAACGCCACGACCAAAGCUCGUUCUCCUGUCACAAUUCCUCGCUCUCCCCCCUUCUCUCCUCGCGCUUACACCUCACGAGACAAGCUUACAUUCUC
This is a messenger RNA of Dichomitus squalens LYAD-421 SS1, 2289 nucleotides long. Its product is annotated as histone acetyltransferase type B catalytic subunit. The transcript has 7 exons. Gene Ontology annotation, molecular function: histone binding; histone H4 acetyltransferase activity. The record is from RefSeq and is a predicted model, not a curated record. Gene Ontology annotation, cellular component: nucleus. NCBI's taxonomy places the organism in Eukaryota, Fungi, Basidiomycota, Agaricomycetes, Polyporales, Polyporaceae. The coding region runs from base 145 to 1464 and encodes 439 amino acids. Gene Ontology annotation, biological process: subtelomeric heterochromatin formation.